Molecule: messenger RNA, 6928 nt
Organism: Haliotis rubra (blacklip abalone)
Lineage: Eukaryota; Metazoa; Mollusca; Gastropoda; Lepetellida; Haliotidae
Product: glycogen synthase kinase-3 beta-like
Biological process (GO): protein phosphorylation; negative regulation of canonical Wnt signaling pathway; signal transduction
Cellular component (GO): nucleus; cytosol; axon
Molecular function (GO): ATP binding; protein serine/threonine kinase activity
Source: RefSeq, a predicted model, not a curated record
CCUCACUCGUCAUUGUACGGAACUGACCAGCCAUUGGAAACGAAAUCAAGAAGACGACAAACAAUCAUCGUCUUUUAUCAACCGAUUAACCGCAUAACAAGCGAUUUCGAUAAAGUAUCCCAAUAAGGAGUGUACUUAAGGACAUCUUCUUGGUUUCGGCCAGCGAGAAGAAAGCCUAUGCCUUGAAUGAAAGGAGAAUUUUCCCUUUUUACUGGUGUCGUAACAGAACAUUUGGCCAUUUUUUCGGAUCAGCUCCUGGAAAUGUAACAGAUCUCUCUUCGUCUGUACGGAAGUUAGUCUCACAAUCGCAUCUUUCGACGCCAUAUAAUGAGCGGAAGACCAAGGACAACUUCUUUUGCCGAAGGAGGACGGGCUGGACAGCCUGCAUUCGGAGGAAUGAAAACCUUCGGGAAAGAUGGGUCAAAGGUGAACACUGUUGUGGCCACUCCAGGCAUUGGCAGUGACCGACCAAUAGAGGUCAGCUACACUGAUGCCAAGGUGAUCGGCAAUGGCUCCUUCGGGGUUGUUUAUCAGGCGAGACUCGUCGAGUCAUCUGAGCUAGUUGCCAUCAAGAAAGUUCUCCAGGACAAGAGGUUCAAGAAUCGAGAGUUGCAGAUAAUGCGCAAGCUUGAGCACCAGAAUAUCGUGAAGCUGAAGUACUUCUUCUAUUCAGCGGGCGAUAAGAAAGAUGAGGUGUACCUCAACCUGGUCUUGGAAUAUGUCCCAGAAACUGUCUACAGGGUAGCAAGACACUACAGCAAGAGCAAGAACUCGGUCCCGCUGCUCUUCAUCAAGUUGUAUAUGUAUCAACUGUUCCGAAGUCUUGCAUACAUCCAUUCACAAGGAGUUUGCCAUCGGGAUAUCAAACCUCAAAACCUCUUGUUAGACCCAGAAACUGGGAUACUGAAACUGUGUGAUUUUGGAAGUGCUAAAGUGCUUGUUAAGGGAGAACCAAAUGUAUCAUACAUCUGCUCACGUUACUACAGAGCCCCAGAGCUGAUAUUUGGGGCAACAGACUACACAGCACAAAUAGAUGUCUGGUCAGCAGGAUGUGUUUUGGCAGAGCUACUUCUGGGUCAGCCCAUCUUUCCAGGGGACAGCGGCGUUGACCAGCUGGUAGAAAUCAUCAAGGUCCUUGGUACACCAACACGGGAGCAGAUCCGAGAGAUGAAUCCCAACUAUUCCGAGUUUAAGUUCCCACAGAUCAAAGCUCAUCCCUGGACAAAAGUUUUUAGACAGCGAACUCCAGCCGAGGCUAUUAACCUGGUGAGCAGGCUACUGGAAUACACCCCGUCAAGUCGUAUCUCUCCACUGGAAGCCUGCGCACAUGCCUUCUUCCAUGAACUGAGGGACCCAGCAACAAGACUGCCUAACCAAAAACCCUUACCCCCACUUUUCAACUUCACUCAAGAAGAACUGAGUAUUGCCCCAUCUCUUAACGCAACCUUAAUACCUCCCCACGUGAGAAAUGUUGAAAGCAACUCGUCAGCAGACCAAGUCGGAGACGACAGCAAAUCACAAAACCCAGGCGGAGAUGCCACAUCGUCACAAGGGGCUGCUGCGGCCGCUGGAACCUCGGCAUGAGGCAGGCUCCAACUAGGUUACCACCCCAACUAUUAUUUAUAUGAAUCACAUGUUACAAUCAUGACUUGUUGACUUGUUGCAAUACACCCACCAUGAAUUAAGGGCUGGAUGUUGAGUGUCCAGUCGCUUGCUGUGCACUGUUGUUGAGAAAGCUACUGCAGUGGGAGAUUGUGUUCUCCAGGUGGGAUGUGAGGGGACAGGUGAGAAGAGGACGAGGAGAAGGAAACACCCUUUCUGACUCGACUAGAUCAUGCUCGGUAGUGUUGGAGCAGAGUUAUGUGCUGAUGCCAUGAACAUACAAUGAUUUUAGGUGAAUGGAUACCUGUUGCAGUGAAAGGGGAGAGAACUCUGAAUAUUUUGCAGUGACUGUCAGAGUUGUUCCUCCUCAUAGAAACAGACAUUUUGAAUGGAGGCUGUGACAUGCAUCUGUAUGGUUGAUUGCAAGCCAUUGUUGCUGAAGGGAAUUGGGAUUGUUACAUGUAGUUGUGAAGAAUUGUUGGACUGACUUAUUCUAUCUGUGUCUGUGCAGUAUUGGGCAUUGGGACAGCUGUGUCCAGUCCAGCUUCUUCACCUUGUGUUGUCAACAACUGUGGUCAUUGUGGUGAGUCACUGGUCAACACUGUGAACCAUCGUCUUCAUCCUAUCACGGACACACACCAACAUCUAGUGCAACUCUUGUGUAGCCUGCCCAUCUCUUCAGGAGAGCCAACUUCAUCAUCUGAUUGAGGAGGCUGUAAUAGUAGGUUGCUUGGAAUUCAAUGAGAUCCAAUCAAGCCAUAUUUUUACCAGUAUAUUAAACUUGUUGAUUAUGUUGACUGUUUUUAAGUCUGUACUUGUGAAUCAGGAGAGUGUGUUUCCAUGUGGUGUGACAGGUGUGUGUGUGGGUGUGUGUGUGGAUUGACAUGUACAGUGGUGGUGUGCUGCAACAUGACAUCUUUACGAGACUUAGGAUAACGAAGCCCCAAUGAACAGUCAGAGCAGCCAUAUGCACCAUGAGACUGAUCAUAGACACAUUGGUUCUUGUAAGUCCAAAUACACACAGGUCAUUUGACACCACAGUCCAUCAACCUUCCUUACAUGUGUUAAGGGGUAGUUCUUGUAUGUUUUAGGGUAAUAAUAUUUAAGGGUUUGUGGGUUCCCACCAUAUGUAUUGCGCACAUGGUCAAAUUCCUUGUACUGUUGAGAUGGUUAUAAAAUUGAGUCCAAGUAAGAAUUAUUUGAAUCAACACGACACUUUUUUUCCAAGUCUGUAUCCAAAAACUGACAAAAGUUAAUCUGGUAUGUAACCAGAAAUAUCCUUUCAAGGAUAGGAUCACUUUUGGAUGGUAGGGGUGGGGUGAAAGUGGGCAUGUUUGGUUCAGUCAGCUAAGGCGCCACUAUUCACUGAGCAGUUGCCCACCUUAGGCACACCAAAAACAUAUUGGUUACUUGUGUGGUUAUAUUCUGGGUUAAUCAGCAUUAUGCCAAUGCUCAUGGGUUAAAGCAAAGUGGUAAAAGUCUGAGACCUAGCUAGCUAUUCUCGAAAUGUUUGUAGCCCUACGAACUUCUUAAGCCCAUUUUUAACAGGUUGGCUACGAUAAAAGUUAAGAAUUCUUAGGGCUACGAACGUUUCGAAAAUAAGGACCCAGCAUCACUUAAGGCUGUCCACCCACGUCUAGCUGACACACCUACAUAUAAGUGAAAUACUGUGGCUGUGAACUUAUCUCGCUCACUUUAUCAGGUAAUCUUUAAGUCAGGUCAAGGUGAUAUUGACAUCUGAAGUAGUAUUAGUUGCCAACAUUACCCCUGUGUAUGUGGUCCUAGUGUAAAUUACCUUGGUGCUGAAUGACAGGUGGGUGGAUGCCAAAUUGAUGUUCUUGAUCAGGGUAUUCGGGAAAACUGCAGUUGGCUUGUCUGUUUCUGUCGCUGUGGCGAUUGGAAGUAUGAUUCUAUUUUAGCUUGUGUUUUACACAUCAACUUUUGAAAGUAACAUCUUCGCUGUAAAUGACCUGAUUUGGACUCCGUACUUACUGCAAACCGUAGCCUGCUGAUCAUCUGAUCUGCUGACAUUGAGUCUUCGGGAAGACCUGUCUGUGCAACUGGAGUAGGGAGCACUAUGUUAAUUGAUAUGUCAGUCAAAUGAAGACGUUGCUUGAUGGUCAACACAGCUUGAUACAGAAAUGAUAUCCUGUCAAGAUGAAAUAUCUUCCAAAUUUUACAAUGAUAUUGUCAGACAUAAUGUUUUUUCCAUGAUUAUUUUCUACACAAUUAACUAUUUGAUUAUGCAAUAUUUGAACACAUCUUUUUGUGUGACUACUUUAUUAAUUGUAACCUUUCAGGGCUGCUUGUCCAUCAAGGUCCAAGUUGCACCAAAACACAUGGAAUUUCUGUCAUCCCUGAUCCAAACCUGUCAGUGUAAUCAUUGUUGAUGUUUGACUGUGAACUAUUUUCAGUCUUGUUGAGACAAUUCUUCCAACAGAGUUGAGUGAAAUCAAUGCCUGCCCACUAGCCUGUGGCUUGUGAAGUUUAAGUCUGGGACCUUUCAGAAGAUUCAGCCAAACACUGGCUAUUGAAUUUUUUAUGGAAUUGUUUAGAUUAGGAAACAUUUCCCAUUUCUGUAAAUGCUAAAACAAGAUGAAAGAAAUGAAUUGAUGUGAUAACCCAUGCCAAGUAUUGUGCAAAAAAAAAAUUGUCACAACUUAGUAAAAUUUAAACUGGCUGUAACUUUUAAGGCUAUUAUGCCUACUUAGCCAGCAAUGUUUUGAGACCAUAUCACACACCAAACAAUUGAUCAUAGUAUAGAGUUGAGAGUUAGUUGAGCACUUCCUUCACCCAUGCAGUCAGUCUGAAGCCAUAGUUGGACGCAAAGUAAUAUCAAACUUAAAUAGCAUUACAUACUCAUGCCAGUGUCAAAAAUCUUUCAGCUAAUGUGAACUUUGGUUAAUCAAACACCAUUUUUUCUGUAACAGCAUAUUUCAUAUUCUUGGAACACUGUUUGCACACUGUUCAAGUAUUAAUGUCAGAAAUUAUGUGGGAAUUGAUGUGACUUGAGAGCAGGAUGCUUUGACAGCCAACGACAGACAGUUGGUCAUUUGGGUUCAAGCAAUCUUUACUGAUAAGGAUUAUGAAACAAGCACUAUCGCCAGUAUCGAUGAAGGCGUCAUAACCACUGCCCUGUAGCAAAUGGCAUGAGACAGUUUUAGGUUUCCACUGCACGAAUCCAGGUUUUAGGUUCACUUGUUACUGAUUGCAAUCACAAAUGAAUACACUUUUUGUCAUUUUAGCUGAGUUUUAUCAUUUGUUAAUUCCCCCUGUUGUUUUGUUAUCUUCCCUGUAGACUGUAGUAUUAUCAACCAACUCUUGAUCUACAUCCUCAUCGUCAUCAAGAAUAUGUUGCACUGAUUACACAUCGUGAGCUUUUGUACUGUUCAGAACCUGAAAGGUCUUGCAUUCCCAUUAUGUAGUCCAGUGCAUAGAACUCUUUUGUACUUAAUACUUUUAUAAGAUAUACCAUCUGGGCCCAACAGUACAACCUGGUACACCCAAAUUACAUGAUCUCAAGAGUUGAUUGAAUCUGAUUCUGCUUGUUUAUCCCCCAUGAUCACAUCUAGUCUGUAACAAGAGGAAAGGUUGUGUCAGUUCUCCAUGGCUACUUGCACAUGUCUGUCCCAUUUGACACCUGGAGUCCCAAGUCGGCCUAGGUUACAUCUUAACAUAUUCCUGAACGUCAGGUAGAAAAUGCUCUGCCAUUUUUAACCAUUGUAUGUUUGGAAGUUUUAAAUGUAUAUAGGAAUAUAUAUAUAUAUAAACCUACUUGUAAUUAUAUAGUUGUAAAUAGCUUGCUGUGUGUAAAUGACCACUGGGUCAAAGUUCACUUAUGUCAAUUGUGUCCUUGCAUGCAUGACUGUUGUGAGAACAUGAUGAAGUUCCUUGUGUUGGGUGGGUCAUCAUUGUUGGGUGGGUCAGGAAUUAGUCGUUUCUUUCAGUUGAAACAUAUCCCCUGCCGGAGCUUAUCACUAGCUCUGACAGUCUCCAGUUGGUUUGAUACCAUGAGGAAAUCAACUGCAUCAAACAGUCAUUGUUUUCCAAAUCUGAAGACCAUUUGCACUGUAUUACAAGGUGAACAUGUUUUGUGUAUAGAUAUGUUUCAGACACAUGCUGCUUCAUGCUAUUCUUUCAUGUUCAUUCUCAUUUUGGCGGAUCUCGGUUUGUAAACUUCAACUGCUUUGUCAGAGAAGGAAACAAAACAACUGCACUUUGCAUAAUCAUUUGGUCUAAGGAAAUGCAGUUUUGUUGCUCCAUGGCUGUUCUUCAAGUCUGUCCUGUCAAGAAAGUAACAUGUAUAGUGUACAUUAUAUAAGAUCUUUGCAGAAUGCAUAUGUCAUAAAGACUCUAGGUUAAGUCAACAUUUUGCAGAAGCACCAAAACAUUCGUUAACUGUUGCUCCUGCCGAGUUCAUACUUUUGUUACCAGUGGCCCAAAUUAAGCAAGAAAGUCCAAGGGUCCUUGUCAGAACCCUAAUGUUAAAAGUUACUAAGGUAUGUUAAGAUUGAAUUCGUCCCAACAUUCAAAUAAUAUAUGAGGACCUCAACAACCCAAGGACGCCCUUAAUUUGUGACACUGGUUCCUCCCAUCCAGAAAACCCUACCUGGUCCAAGGGGACACGCUACAGGGUUGGAAAUUAAGGCGGGUUUUCUAAUGCCACAGUUGUUGAUGUUUUUGCAUAUUAGGUCUCCCUUACUUUCUUGAGACAUGUGUCAAUGGAACUUCAAGAUGAUGAUAUUAAGAUACUUGUUAACUUCGAACCCUGCAGAUAAUGUUCAACGCAUUGUAUCUUUCGCUGCCAUGGUAGUCAGUCACCAAGUGGAAUGUAUGUAUGUACAGUAUGUGAUGUCAUGCUGGUCAUGUGACCCAAGUCAUGUGACCUCCACUUUUUAUGACUGCCGCUGAUAGUUAUUCACUAUUUCUGUGAUGUCUGUUUCGAAGUCGUUGUGUACAUACCAGGACAUGAAGCAGAGUGAUCAUCUGUGGUCCUGGCAACUCUUUAGUUAAACUUUGUUCUAAUUUUUCUUCAUUCCAUCACAAACUUGCUAUAUAUCUUUGAAAUGGUACUCCUGUUCAAGAUCUUCUUUCUUCUGUAAUUGUGUGUGACGACUGACAGAAUCAGGCCACGAAGAGACUGGUUCUGGUUCCUUGGUGACUGUUAUCUGAUGCAUGGUGCCUUUCAGUUAGGUAACAGUGGAAUUAGUAAACAGUCCUAAUGGAUAUUUGUAAGAAAGUUCAUUUGUACACUGUUCGUCUCUCUUGUCUUUGGUUGUCAGCGCAGUCAAAACUUGUAAGCUGUAAAUAAAAUUUCAUUCAGAGA